GAGAGGGUAGUGAUUGUUCGGCGGCGGAGCCUUCAGCCUGCAGCGCACGCAUGUUCAGUGGACUCGUAUGGUGUAAAGCUCCAGAUGAGGGACUCAGAAGUCCGGGAAUGACAGCCGCUGUCACCGGGAGUGACAGCUUUCACUCUAAGCUCCUCCAAUAAUAAGAAAAAAACCUCCAGCUGAUACUCAACAGUGAUCCGGAUCGGAUCCAGCCAGAACCAGGACUAUGCCAGAGAUGGAGAAAGGCAGACCACCGGAAAAUAAACGCAGCAGGAAACCUGCUCACCCAGUAAAGAGGGAGAUCAACCAGGAGAUGAAGACGUUUGCAGAAAGCACCAUGAAUGAGCUGCUGGGAUGGUACGGGUAUGACAAGGUGGACCUCAGAGACUCGGAGGCCAACGAGAUCAGAAACUACAGAGAAAGACGUCAGCAUGUGUCUGUGCUAAAAGAAAACUCAUUGCCAAAACCCAAAAGCCUGGACACCAAAGUCAGUCAUACGGUCCUUGCCAUGAAGAGUGGAGAGAGAGAGCCUUCCAUUGUCCCCUCCUCUUCACCCUCCUCUUCCUCAACAAAUUCAUCCCUGACUACCCCCAAAGAGCACAAGAGUGCCCCAGUCAUUGUUCCCCUUAUAAAGCCAUCAGCAGUGGAAGAUGUACAGAAUGUGCAGAUAGUGUGUGUUUGGUGCCAGAAGGAAGGGGUAAAACGCUACUCUCUAUGUAUGGGGUCCGAGCUCAAGAGCUUCUGCAGUGAAAAGUGUUUUGCUGCCUGCAGACGGGCCUACUUCAAACGCAAUAAGGCCAGAGAUGAAGACCUCCAUGGUGAGAGAUCUCCUCAGCACCCUAAUACAGAGGACUCGCCCAGACUGGUGUUAAAGAUUAACAGCAAUAUCAGAUCUCUCUCCCCUGUGCCACAGGUAUGUGAUUGGUGCAAGCAUGUCCGUCACACUAAAGAAUACUUGGACUUCGGAUCUGGUGAGGAACGACUCCAGUUCUGCAGCACCAAGUGUCUAAAUCAGUACAAGAUGGAUGUUUUCUACAGAGAAGCCCGUGCAGCUCUCACCAGCUCCAGCCCAAACAGACCCAGCCAGGAAGGGAGGGCAGACAGCAUCACAGCUGGUCAAAAGUUACUCACUCCGGAGUCUUGGAACAGCAGCAGCGCAGGAGAAGCUCGUCAUAAAAACCUUUCCCCGAAAGGGCCUGCACCUAUUCAUGGAUCAGCAGAGUCCACUUCUGUCUCCCCCUCAGAGGCAUCCUCUUCAAAUUCCAAGCCCUCUGGACUGAGGACACUGGAAAGACCCAUCCAGCCUCCUCCACAUCCGACAGCUGUUGAGGUGUCAACCCACCCUGCUUCCCUUCAUCCUCCAGCCCCUCCUCGUCCUACUUUGGAACAUCAGCCAGUACCUCAAAUCCCCAUGCCCUUUAUCAGACCUCCUCUCCAUGCUCAGGGCCUGAAAAGCCCCCUCGCCAACCCCCCCAGACACCCAGGCCCCCCAUCCAGCCCUAUCCAUAGACCUCCUCACUCUCCUCACCUGCAACCCUCAACCUCCUCUUCCAUGAAUCCCCCUGGACUGAUGCACCCCUUCCCAGGGGCCUACUUCCCCAGCUUACACUCCCCUCCCCUGAACAUGAUGCCAAGAGGUCCUGUUCCAAUGCCUCCCAUGAUGAACUUUGGUAUUCCUUCCUUUAGCCCGCUUCUGCCUCAGCCCACUGUCUUGGUGCCUUAUCCCAUCAUUGUUCCAUUACCUGUCCCCAUACCCAUUCCUAUCCCCAUUCCAGUGACUUCCAAGGCAACCCUAGAAACUCCAAGUCACAGUGGCGUUAUCCAGUCUGUGCCAGAGGGAGCAGACAGGGGUAGACCCAGGGCUACUAGGCCUCUAUCUCCAGGGAUCCCUGAAGGAGACAGCAGAUUAGUAGCCAACAACUUGGUUGGAACCUUGACUCAAGGUAUUCUCUCACCAAGUGACCCCAACACAAGGGACACAGAUUGGGUUAAAUCAGAGAGGUCAUUCCCUUCCCCAACAUCCACACCCCAUAGUAGAGUAUCCUCCCCCAGAGCACAGUACAAUGACUCCCCCUGCUCAACCCCAGAGACAGAGGGGGUGACAGACUAUAAGCAGCAGCCGCCAGAGCGACAAGUCAUUCAAAGGGUUCUUCAGAGGACCCAAGUGAAGUUGGGGGCCAGUACAAAUGGAGUGGUGGACCUAUCAGGACUGGGGGAGUCGGGAACAGGGUCCAGAUCAGGUAUCCAUGACAUCAUCAGACCCACUCUUCCCCUACCACAGUCCCCUCCUCAUGACACUGUCUACCACCACCAGGACUCCCAAACUCCACCAUUACACAACCCACCCAGCCCCACAGGAAGCAGCCAUCCACAUAUUGGUACAUCCGCUACCCUGACAUCUCAAGACAACAGUCCAAACGGGAUGUCCUCCUCAUCCACCCCGGCCAGUCCAGACUCUUACCCACUCCAGAGAGUACCAGCACCACCCCUUGACCCUGCACUCAGUGAACUGGAGGCUAUCAAAGAGAACAAGUGCUCUGUUGUUGGUCAAGUGCGAAUUGAAGGCCCUGUCAGUCAGUCAGAAGAGCCCUUAGCAGUUGUUGGGGAGGUAGGAGAGGACCCCCAUGUUCCUGAUGAGGACCAUGCCUAUGCCCUACCCACAGCGUCAAAGACUGGUGGAACCAUCACCCCACUGCUCUUGCCCAAACUCAGGGACAAGGGUACCCUGCGGAACCCUGCUAAUAUUUCCAAUGCUGGAGACAUGGAGCCAGCUCUGAAGAGGCGAUGCCUACGCAUCCGUGAUCAGAAUAAGUAAAGGACGGAGACUCCCUGUUUAACACUGUAUAGCGGUGCCAGAUUGAGUGCCACGCCCUCUUGUGGACAACACCCUCCAGCCAGCCCUUCAGCCCACCAGUGCUGCUCUGCCUGUAGACCAGCAGGGUGCCAACCCAGGAAGCAGUCCAGAUGGCCAUAUUAUCACAACUCAACAUGGGGAAAGAACACAACAUACUUACACAUUUUGUCUUGGACCAAAGAGUAUUGUUGGCUAGUGUGUUAUGUUGCGUUCAGUGAGCACUUGAUAUGACAGAUCUUCUUCCUGUCUGACAUUGCCCUAAAGUGUGCGUGUGUGUGUGUGUGUGUGUGUGUGUGUGUGUGUACAAGUUAGUGUGGCUGUCCAGAUGCGCUCCUCCUCCUCCUCCUUCUCCUCUCCUUGCUGUACACAGCAGACAGGGCUCUGAUCAGCCUUGUGUGGUCUUCUCAGAUGGAGCCUGAACAUGAUCUCUUUCCAGGGGAAACGGUUUGUUUUCUCUGCCCGGCUUGCACAAAGAGCCACAUUGUUCCUCUCCCCAUAUCCCACGCUGACUCCCCACUCCAGGGUUUGGGUUACCUGGCCGACGGGGCUCAGACUUCAGGAGCUUUUUUUAUUUUUUUGACCGACAGCCAGGAAUAUAGUAUACCCUUCUCCCCUCCACCUCGUGCCCAAUCUAAAUAUGGCACACAGUAACAUACUAAUUCUGAGGUUUGAUACCUCACAACUGAUUGCCUUUGAUUCCCUACUCUGCUCUCUGCCAUCAAGGAAGGAGAGACAUUCUGCUGAGACUAAGACUUUACUCUUGGGCAGUUUAUACACUGUGGAGGGAGCCUGCCUGAGCUGUUAACACACAUGACUGAGCAGUAUAACAGAAUCUCUAAGGAGAAAGGAUGCUAUCUCUGCCUCCUCUAAAGCUACAUAGAAUAAAUGAGGGGACAACAUACUGAUAUACAGUAGUGGAUGAUCCGUGGACACUUAAGUUGCCCUGAUGACGCUGGUCUAUAAUAAAUGUGUGAUUUACCCUGACCUUUUAUUUGAUCUGCCAAAGCUUUGAUGACAAAUAAGAAUUUAAUUAACUUUAAGCACCAAGUGCCACGCACGUUUGCUUUAAAACCCUGACCAUUCAUGGCACACGACAGUUUAACUGCUCCUGAUGCUGAUUUUUCUAUGAUCAGACAAUUCUACAAAUCAGGAUUGUAAUAUUACCAAAUGUGGUAUUAUAUUCAACCGUCAAAUGCUGUAGUAUGCAGCGAUCAGUAUUACAGUUCCCACUUUUGGGAAUACCCGAUGAGAUUUGAUCCAGCCAGAUCACUUAGAGGCAUUGUCAACACUUUUGUCCCAGUGUAAGAUUUUACUUUUCUAGUUGAACUUUACGCAGAUACUAUUUGAUGUUAUAUUAACUUAUGGAUGACGCAUCUGUAGAUUUUCACAAAAAAGUGCUUUAUUUCUCCAUUUGUUGUUUCUUUGGUGAUUGUAUUUUGUGAGUGCCGAAGCUCUUGAAUGCCCAUUGCCUUUAUGUUUGUAUACUGUAUGCCCACUAGAGAGCAGUGUUUGCCUUUGUAACUUUGCACCUGCCCUUUUCUGACAAGAAAGCACCAAGAGGCCCACAGGCAGUCUGCCGAAGCCCAUACGAUUACACAGAGCACUGCAGUCAGUGCCACUCAGUGACUGAUAUCCAAUGCCAAGUGCACAGCUUUUUCCCUACACUUCUCGUUGCCAUUAUUUUCUCAUUACUUCUAUAACAGUCAUGUCAUACCAAGAAGAUCCGGUGUGUCCUUCAAAGCCUCUUUUUUUGAUGAACAGUCCCCUGGGAUCAGUAGUCAUCGUGACCCCAGAAUAACUCCAAAUGUGGCCCACCCCUGCCAUCAUUCCAAAACUACAUGCCUAUGAGUUUGUGUGUUUGUGUGUGUGUGUGCCUACAGCAGCAACACAUUUAUACCCCCCCCCCCACCCCACCCCACCCCACUCCCAACUCAUUCCUGCCUACAUCUUCACUACAGGUCAUGCCAUUAUGUUAGUGUCAUCCUCGGCUGGCCAGGGGACUUCGUCAACAGCUUGUAUGAGUUAGUGAUGACAUCAUGGUAUGCAAUAUAGCUGCGAUGUCAACAAGUGGUCCUCUGAUGCCGGAGGCCAAAAAAGGACUUUAUUAAGACUACCAUUGUUGGUUUUAUUGCACAUUUUAAUCAUUGCCAUUUCUGACCUGAUACAGGAUGUGUGUUACUUCAAUAUUUGGACAAAAAAAAAAAAAAACUUCUUUUGUGUCGGACAUUUUGUUGCUGUUGCUGAAAUUCAUCAGUACUUUCUGAACACCCCUGUCAAACAUUUAGCCCACUGUCUAAAUAAAUUAUUCACAGACUGUUUGUAUUUGAACAUAGAUUCAGUAAUCGAGAGCUUUGGUCGAGACCUCUUUGUAAAGUAAAAUAAAUAAAAGUUAUUCUAAGAGUAA
Molecule: messenger RNA, 5258 nt
Organism: Scatophagus argus
Lineage: Eukaryota; Metazoa; Chordata; Actinopteri; Scatophagidae
Product: sine oculis-binding protein homolog
Exons: 7
Coding region: 227-2815 (862 amino acids)
Biological process (GO): animal organ development
Cellular component (GO): nucleus
Source: RefSeq, a predicted model, not a curated record